Rhineura floridana is the source of this 4789-nucleotide messenger RNA. RefSeq names its product transducin beta like 1 X-linked (gene TBL1X). The transcript is spliced from 18 exons. Gene Ontology annotation, biological process: regulation of transcription by RNA polymerase II. Bases 728 to 2308 code for a protein of 526 amino acids. The record is from RefSeq and is a predicted model, not a curated record. Gene Ontology annotation, cellular component: histone deacetylase complex. Lineage: Eukaryota; Metazoa; Chordata; Lepidosauria; Squamata; Rhineuridae. Gene Ontology annotation, molecular function: transcription corepressor activity; protein binding.
UGUGCUGCUGCUGUCUCUGGAGGAAGACUCUCCCUUUACUUGCACACACACCAAACACAAACUGCUAAUGAAGUAGAGAGCAGCAGCAGCAGCACCUCCUGACCGCCAUUCCGCACCCAAAAACUUUCCAUUUCCCUUUUCCCACUCUCUGGGACUUCCUUUUGAUCCCCCUCCACUGCUGGUGCCUGUGUGUGUGGGGGGGGAGUGGGGAGAAAAGAGUGUGUGAGGGCUGCCGGAGAUUUACAAUCUGCCUUCACGUUUUUGGGACCUAGGAAAAGAAGAGUUCCACCAUGGAGUGCAAGUGAAAAGAAGUCUGUUUUAUGUGUGUUUUUGCAGAAGUUGAGGCUGUUUCUCUGUUGCUUCCAAGAGUGCAAGCUGUGCCUUUAAUACACGUUGAGGGAGGGUAUCUAAAGAUAGAAAACUGGCCUGAAGUGAAAUUGGGUAAAGCUGGGGAUUUAACAGCAUUCCCCGCUCCCCCAGAGUUUGACGAAUGCUAGGAUGAGUCAGGCUCCUAUCCUAAUCGCACCUCCUAGACAAUACACAUUGAACAUGAUGGAACUUACUUCCAAAUUUCUCCACUGUUGAGUGUAGAGAUCUCCAUGGUAACUCAAACUCCCAACCUCUUCUCAGCAGCCUGCAAGAAGCAGUUUUCAACAGCUCAGAGGUCUCACGACCAGAGCGUGGAUCACACUUCUUGCAGACCUCAUCAUAUUGAGGUGGGGCUAAGAUGAGCAUAACCAGUGACGAAGUGAAUUUCUUGGUGUAUCGCUAUCUUCAGGAGUCAGGUUUCUCCCAUUCAGCCUUUACAUUUGGAAUAGAGAGUCAUAUUAGCCAAUCCAAUAUCAAUGGAACACUAGUGCCACCUGCUGCCCUCAUCUCCAUACUUCAGAAAGGCCUGCAAUAUGUGGAAGCAGAGAUCAGCAUCAACGAGGAUGGUACAGUAUUUGACGGCAGACCUAUAGAGUCUUUAUCGCUGAUAGACGCAGUAAUGCCUGAUGUAGUACAGACUCGGCAACAGGCUUUCAGGGAGAAAUUAGCUCAACAGCAAGCUAGCACAGCACCAGUCACAGUGCCAGCCACUGCAGCAAUGACAGCAUCUACAGCAACGACAACUGCUGUCCCACAGCAGAAUACACCAAAGAAUGGCGAAGCCACUGUGAAUGGAGAGGAGAACGGGGCACAUGCAAUAAAUAAUCACUCAAAGCCAAUGGAAAUUGACGGGGAUGUUGAAAUUCCUUCUAACAAAGCAACAGUCCUCCGGGGUCAUGAAUCAGAAGUGUUCAUCUGUGCCUGGAAUCCUGUCAGUGAUUUGCUAGCAUCAGGAUCUGGUGAUUCUACUGCCAGAAUAUGGAAUCUUAAUGAAAACAGCAAUGGUAGUUCCACCCAACUAGUUUUGAGGCACUGUAUCAGAGAAGGAGGGCAUGACGUCCCCAGCAAUAAGGAUGUAACAUCAUUGGACUGGAAUAGUGAUGGAACGCUAUUGGCUACAGGAUCAUACGAUGGCUUUGCAAGAAUAUGGACAGAAGAUGGAAAUCUUGCAAGCACCUUAGGUCAACAUAAAGGGCCCAUCUUUGCUCUGAAGUGGAACAAAAAGGGAAAUUACAUUUUAAGUGCUGGAGUAGAUAAAACAACAAUAAUUUGGGAUGCUCAUACAGGGGAAGCUAAACAGCAGUUUCCUUUUCACUCAGCCCCUGCUCUGGAUGUAGACUGGCAGAACAACACUACUUUUGCAUCCUGUAGCACGGACAUGUGCAUACAUGUAUGCAGACUUGGUUGUGAUCGGCCAGUCAAAACGUUUCAAGGCCAUACGAAUGAGGUCAAUGCAAUCAAAUGGGAUCCUUCUGGAAUGCUUCUUGCAUCGUGCUCAGAUGAUAUGACCUUAAAGAUUUGGAGUAUGAAGCAAGAUACAUGUGUACAUGACCUUCAGGCACAUAACAAAGAGAUUUAUACUAUCAAAUGGAGUCCGACGGGACCAGGGACCAGCAACCCAAACUCCAAUAUCAUGUUGGCAAGUGCUUCAUUUGACUCUACUGUUCGGUUGUGGGACGUUGAAAGAGGAGUCUGCACUCACACGUUAACCAAACAUCAAGAACCUGUCUACAGCGUAGCUUUUAGUCCUGAUGGAAAAUACUUAGCCAGUGGGUCCUUUGACAAAUGUGUCCAUAUAUGGAACACUCAGAGUGGAACUCUAGUACAUAGCUACAGAGGCACUGGGGGAAUAUUUGAAGUCUGCUGGAAUGCUAGAGGAGACAAAGUGGGAGCUAGUGCAUCGGAUGGAUCAGUUUGUGUUCUAGACCUACGAAAGUAAACGUUUUAGAAGAAAUUUGCAAAUGGACCAGCAUUGAAUGUGUGGGUAGAAGCACUCUUCAGAACUAUUUUUAACAUCUCUAGAACUGCAAGAACGGGGGGAAACAACAGAAACGGGAGGAAACUCCCAGAUCAUACAACAAAAGCAACUUUCCUAGGCAGCAGAAGCCUGCAAUGUUUGUCCAUAACCUUCACCAUGGAGUUAAAACACAAUCACUUAGGGGGAGGGAGUGGGGAUGGUUUCCACCUGGAACUUUCAGCCUUUGGAAGCAGGAAACCAGUUCCAGCUAAACCCCCCAUAGUAUUUGGUUGGGGUCUCUGAGAACUCGCUGUGAUGGCUGCAGAAGAGAAGAGAAAAAGCUGUGCCAAAAAUAAUAAUAAUAAUAAUUAAAAAAAACCCUAUAAAGCAAAAUGCUUUGAUAAACCAAAAUGGAAAAAAAAGAAUCCUCCUCCAUGUGGUCUUGUAUUUUUUCCUUCCAAUCUGGACUCUACAGUUGCUCUCCCAAAGGACAUUCAAAGACCAGUUUGUACUGAUGACACAUACAACUUUGUAAUCACAACACUUUCUUUUUUCUAGACUACUUUUAUUUGUUCAGUGGGUUUUUCCCCCCUAUCAGUUGGAAUAUUAUAGCCUUGAGGAUCACAGGUGUAGGUUUGAACUGAAUUUCUUUUCUUCCUUUCUUGUGCCCCGUUUUGUUUUGCCUUUUCUGUUUAUGCCCACAGAAAAUGCAGCCAGGUAGGCAAAGUGAAAAGUUAUAACAGACUGCUUCUCUCAUUCUCUUUUCUUGUUUUCCCCUCCACUCUCUUCUCUUCCAGCUUCUCUGUUUUUAUUACUUCCAUGCUUCAGAUCUUACAGUUUCAAGGGCACUUUCAACAAAUUGUGUAAUAAGUGCUUUAUGUAAGAAUGCAGUGCUGGGAACGCUUUUUACAAGAGGAAGAUGACUUUUUAAGAAAAGAAAGAACCCAGUGUAUUUUUGAAAAGAAAAAAAGAGUAGUAUUUUUUAUGUUAAAACACGAUUUUAGAAGCUUAAAAUCUCUACCAGAUGUAGACUGGAUUGUGUAACUCAUUCAAAAGAACAAUUCAAAUGAAAUCUGAUACAAAUUUAAAGAUGCAGCAUCCCUUUUAUUUUAUCCUCAUGAAAGGCAAUUUGGUAAAAGAAACAAAAUUAGGUGUUGCUUCUUUUUAAAAAUAGUCUUCAGGAGAAAAUAAGUAUCUUGUGUGUUUUAAUUUCAUUGACAGGUCUCAGUGAUGUGAAUUAUAUUAUACCAGAAAUCUAGAGUUUUUUUUAAAAAAGAUACUUCUUUUCUGAAUCAUAUAUCCAGAUGGCUCCUAAUAUUUUUUUUAAAAUAACCACAUAUUUCUUGCAGAAAAUAUUUCCAUGUUGUUAUAAUGUCCGAUUCUGCCAUUUCAUUCAGAAUGGGUAAUUGUUUUUGCUACUAUUCUGAGCAAUAAAAGGACUAGUGUAGCAUAUCUCAACAUAUAGAGAUAAGUUUGUAUUAUUUGCUGGCUGCUUCUGUUUACAAAUAGUGCUAAGUUAGAGUUAGGCUUCCAUAGAGACAUUUGCAGCAUGUUUACUUUUUAAAACUGCUGCUCUACUGCCCAAGAUAUUAAGAUAGCCUCAAUCCUUUCCCCACUGCAAUCCUAUACUCAUUUUAAUGGGAGCAAGCCCCAUUUAACCCAGUGGAACUUGUGUCUGAGUAAGCAGGCAUAGGAUUGCACUAUGAGGUACUAAGAUUAGACUUUAAAUACUGGGUUAAGUCAACAAAUAACUUGAAAUUUUGAAAGAGCUAGUCAUUAUGGUUCCUUUCCCCGCCCACCAAACAAAUCUGGACAAUUACAGAAAUCAUAUCUGGUUCACCUCUUCCUGUGGCAUGUAGCACUCUGAAUAGAUCAGCAAGCUCCCUUUGAGAAGAGGAUACUGCAUCUUUAACCUGGUAAACACUGGGUCCCUAUACGAGGCAUCAAAAGGCCCAAUACUUCUAGGGUUCUACACACAUUAGUCCCCUAAUACAUAUGCAAUGUAAGAAAUUGCAUAUUUAUUUCUUAUUUUAAAAAUAAUUUUAGAGCCAAGUGAAGUGCACUUUGUCAAACAUAAGGGAUGAUUUUGGUUUUUUGGGGGGGUCUUUUGUCCUUGUUUCAUUCUUUUUCUUUUUUUGCCUUCUAAAAAUGUGGUUCUUUGUCAAUUGCAGAAUUGUUCUUUCAGCCACUCACUGAUUCUGGCACUCUGGAUUCUGGCUUCUGAAGUUUUAUUGUCUGUGUCAGACUUGAAGCCGGGCUUGGUUCUCAUUUCAGCAUUUCCCAGGUUCUGUUGAAACAGCAUCUCCCCUCGCACUGUUUUGUCCAUUGACUGCUCCCCUCUUUUACACACACAUACACACACCCAUACUCUCUUUCAGCAAAUCGCCUUGUGUGUUGUAGUUCAUUUGUUUCAAGGAGAGAAUCAACAGAUCAUAUUCAGUGUCUUGAAUAAAUUGCUAUAUU